Molecule: messenger RNA, 933 nt
Organism: Drechmeria coniospora
Lineage: Eukaryota; Fungi; Ascomycota; Sordariomycetes; Hypocreales; Ophiocordycipitaceae
Exons: 2
Coding region: 1-933 (310 amino acids)
Biological process (GO): mycotoxin biosynthetic process
Source: RefSeq, a predicted model, not a curated record
AUGCAUCACCAAAGGGAGGGGAGCGCGUUGUUGCACGCAGAAUAUUGCAGCACGGAGGAAAAGGAAAAUGGACAUUGUCAAGAUGGUACGUCGAGACGACGACGCCAUUGGAUGCUGGGUGCCUCCGUCGCCCUCAACGUCCUCCUGCUCUCGGUCCUUGGCUUGGGUCUCUGGACCGUGUCCCGCACAAAAUGCCCGGCGGCGGCGGAUGCACGACACGACCAAAAGGCGCUCAACGGCGACCUCAAGAAAACGUCAUCCUACUCGCCCCUGCUGGAUCUCGUCAACCUCGAACCGCACGCCGUCCGGUUCAACGGGCGACUUCACGACAACACGUCCAUCUAUCGGCUCGACCCCUCUCCCGAGGUCGACAAGGCGUGGGAUGACAUCUCGGCCGAGGGAUUCGAAGUCAUCACCGUCGACGAGGCCGCCGUUUUGCAAUCAGGCAAGUCGCCUCGGCUCAGCGUCAAGGCACCGGAGAGCUGGGGCCUCGGCGACGGCGCGUACCUCGCCCAGGUCGACGUCUUUCACCAGAUUCACUGCCUGAACGAGCUCCGCAAGGAGAUUCACUUCGACUACUACUACGGCGGCGACGGCAGGCUGAACGGCACGUCGCGGCCGGCGGAUCACCUGCAUCACAAGAAGCACUGCAUCCACAUGCUGCUGCAGAACCUCAUGUGCCACGCCGACGUCGACAUCAUCACCCACAACUGGGUGCACUACGAGCACAUCAACCAGCCGAACCGACCGUACGCGGAGCCGUUUGCCGACUUUAACCUGGUGAAGCAGUGCCGGAAUUUCGACGCACUGCUCGAAUGGACGCGGAAGAAUGCGCUGGACAAGCUCGCGGAACGUUGGCAUGGGUUGGAAAAGCCAGAGGGCACCGAAAUCGUCCAGGGCGAUGGUUACUUCUGGCAGGGUGUGAAGCCAUGA